Molecule: messenger RNA, 1263 nt
Organism: Talaromyces atroroseus
Lineage: Eukaryota; Fungi; Ascomycota; Eurotiomycetes; Eurotiales; Trichocomaceae
Exons: 4
Coding region: 1-1263 (420 amino acids)
Source: RefSeq, a predicted model, not a curated record
AUGCCUCGAACAAAGCGCACUUUGGUCGAUGCCGACCCCAAUUCCGAAUGUUCGAUGCCCCAAAAAUCUUCCAAGGGGAAAGAGAGGGCUACCAGCGGUUCAGCGGAAACCACCAUUGCAAACAGUAUCGAUGCAUCAAAUGAAGGAACCGAGGACGAUAAUGCCUUUAGUGAAACUAGCUGCUCACAUCUAGGGUCUUCGUCACUUCGUAAAUGCUCCUCUUUGAAUACUAACCCCCCGACCGUGAACUCUGCAACUGAACCAAAGUUCAUUUUUAUCUGUCGACCCCACUGGGACAUUGGAGCAGAGCAGCUUGAUAUGGAAUACGAGACUCCUGACGAUGAAGAUACGUCCCCCGCUGACUUCGUCUGCAAGGCUUCGGUAAAUGAUCGCUCUGAAUGGGCUUGGACUAUAACCGAGGCAGGCCUGAGGAAGUACGAACAGCUAGAGAAACAGGCUCUCAAUCGUGAUCAGGAUGCGCAAGGCCUGUGGAUUUACAACGAUUACACUGCCUAUGGAAUCAAUGAGGUCGUUGACAAUUGGCUAAAAGACUUCAACACAGAGGUUUCAAGGAGAACAGUGUCUCCAUAUGCUGUAUGGGCCGAACUUGAAGCUGUCUCUAUGUUUUUACAGCUGGAUUACAUUGAUAUCUGGUUUCAGGGCGAUGACUGUCGCGGAUUCGCUGAAACAAUUGCCCUUGUUGGCAAGGCUCUCUUGACUGGCCUCCAUAUAUUAAAGAACCACCAGCUACUCAAUCCCUAUCAGCCUGAGAAUGGCGGGCUUAGGAACAUUUCAAUUGUUUUGGCAAUGUUCGUUCAGUUUGCCCGAUCGUGGACCAACAUAGCUGGCGACCAUUUCGGAGAGACGAAGUGGGUGCCGAAGCUUGGGGAGCUGGCGAAGGAAAACAGCAUCGAGAUCAAGGGGUCUUACAAGUUUCACGAGCGCCACCAAGAGUUACUUGAGCCUGAGGAAGACUCGAGUCCCCGUAACGAGCUGAAGAAACGGAAGAAGAAAAUUCACUUUUCGGAAGGUACCUGGGGAAUCGUGUCCCUUGUGGACGCUGAUUCGGAUGACGAUGAUGACAUUAAGGACAAUGGUGACUAUUCAGUAAAGGGGUGGAAAGAUUCAUUCAAAACCUACGCGAAAGGUCACAUUCGAAGCGGGAGGAAGACAAUCGGUGGCACACAGUAUGAUAUCACUAAAAUGUCCAAGUUUGAGAAGAAGAGGUUCCAGUUGGGAGGAGAAUCAGGUUUCUAUUUUUGA